UUCAGUUUUUCACACCUUUCUGAUUUUGCGUUUUUUUGACAGACAACCAAUUUUGGAAGGCGUUUUUGAUAGGCUGAACUUGUGUGUGUGCGUGUGUGUCGAUCAUCACGCUACACACCAUGCAGCAGGGGCAGCAGCAGCAUGGGCUGCAGCAGGGGCAGCAACCAUGGCAAUCGCAGCCGCAGCAGUACUCGGGCUUCACUGUGCCAUUCUACCCGCAACAACAGCAGCAACAACAGCAACAACAGCAUCAGCAACAACAGCAACAACAACAGCAACCGCUUUCGCAUCACCACUAUCAGAUGCAGAUGGGGAUGCAGCCAUUGCAUGGCGCACCAUUGCAGGGAAGCAGACUCGAUCCAGCGUCAUCUGCGAACGUCGCAGCAGCCCAAGCAGCAGCCGCCCAAGCCCAAGCACAAGCCCAAGCACAAGCACAGUCGCAAGCACAAGCACAGGCUCAGGCUCAGGCACAGGCACAAGCUCAGGCACAAGCAUCAGCAGCAGACACGCUGCACCAGAUCAGCUUCACGCAUCGCCCGCAGAUGACUUUCCAGCAGCAGCAACAGCCACAGCAGCAGCAGCAACAGCCACAACAGCAACAAAGGAUGAUGAGCCCGUUCUACUCACCGAGUCCACCACCAUCGCUGCAUCACCACCAGCAACAGCAGCAACAGCAGCAACAGCAGCAGCAGCAGCAGCAGCCAUUCUACACCCCAGUCGCACAGUACAAUGCAAUGUACAUGAGCCCAGUGGUCGUGCCAGCCAUGGUGACGACAAUCAACAACAACAACAACAAUAGCAACAGCAGCAACAGCAGCAACAGCAGCAACAAUGCUGGCACUGGCACUGGCACUGGCAUGGACACUGCUGGCCAUCUCAGGGCGAACGCGAACGCGGCCGAAUGGGACGUUAUUUCGAACAAGAUCGCCACUGCGACACGUCCGAGUCCAGGUCAUCACAGUGCCAAUGGAUAUGCAUUGAGCAACCAGAGCCCAGUCGCAUCAUCGUCGUCAUCACCGUCAUCGCCGCAGUACGCAAUCGCAAGGCAGAAGCGCGUUGCGUCUCCGUUGGCAAGCGGCGAUGCGCAGCGGAGGCGAGUGGACGAGUCACCCAGCGCAAGCUCAAUAGCUCAGACGCUCACCGUCCACAAGCAUACAGGCACUCCGAACGACCCGUACAAUGCACAAGCAAGCCCAUCUGGCACGCAAGACGUAAUGCACUUCCCACUACCAAGCUCAAGCAGCAAAGAUCCAGCGAAAGCAAUCAUCAAGGCAAAGUCUCGCAUGACGGGAGGAGCAGCUGGCUCCCCGUCCAGUCCAGCAAAUAGCCCGAGUGGUGGUGUCCUGGACUCGGUAACGGGCGCAUCAUCCGAUCGGCACCGACAAGUCCCGGCGUGCAUCAACUGCCAGCGAGCGCACCUCGCCUGCGACCGAAAGGUGCCGUGCACCCGCUGCGUUGCCACAAACAAGGAAGCCACGUGCUUGGCAGUCAGCCAUCGAAAGCGAGGCACACGAAAAGAAGACGCCGAGGACGGUCCGGCCGCGUCUGCACUGGCGCAAGUGCAGUCUGGCGCUGGUCCAUGCCUGCUGAGCGACUUUGCCGAUGACGCCAACUCAAUGUUCUUGACCUUCUUGUUCAACCUGUUUGGCGGCAUGGUUUUGGCAUCCGACGGAACAGUGCGGUUGCUGUCGCAGUCGUUGAGCUCGCUUGUUGGCUUGACAGACGAUCAAAUCUUUGGCCGAAAGAUUGCCUUGAUUUUGCACCCGAACGACGCGGAGGUGUUCAUGUCGCAGCUGACGCAGUCCAUGCACACGUCCCUUCCAGUCACAUUGGCCCCGCGUCUCCGCUGUGUCCAAGUUCCCAGCAUGGAUUCCUUCCCCACCACACCAUGUAUUGGCGGUCUGGAUGGUUUGGUCGACUCCAACACCUGGGCCCAACUUCCACAGCACGGUGCCACCACUACAGCAACGCACAGCAACUCGAACGGCAUUAUUUCGGCAGCAACCGCCACAGGGCCGGCGGCUGGACUGAGUCGGUCGGAUUCGGGAGCUGCGCGCGGAUGGUUUGUCCCUGUCAUCAUCACUGGCUGCUGGACUUCCAACGCGAGAGGCCCACAUUUUGUCUGUGGUAUUCGCCAUGUCGGCGUGCUUCCGAGCAGUCAUGUCCCCUCGACCUCUGCCGCCAUGGCAGCACAAUCAUCAUCAACAUCAUCAAGUGCUGUCCCUGCACCGUCUUCUGAGCGGUCGUCCACCGCAACUCCGCAGUCACCUGCAUCGGUUGUAUCCUGGUCGGAAGUUCGAGAACCUUCCCUCCCGUCCUCCCGAUCGACGACCGUGCACGAUGCCAACAAUACUUUGAAUGACAGAAUCUCACCCACAUCAUCCUCGUCCUUAGCCGUGCCAUCGGCACUUCCGCCUCGAACCGGCUCCUCGUCUCAAACGCCACCGCUGGCGUUGGCGAAGCCAGCCGAGGUCGAGCACCCGGUGCCUGCCCCCAACCCGUCCGCCGCGCCUGCGAGUUCCGAGCCUACCCAGAGGGGAGUGCCGCUGCCAGAGUUGCUACUCGAAUUCCCGCGCGGCGUAUGGACGGGACAGGUCAGCUCCGAGUAUUCGCCCCGCUUGGAUCUGUCGUAUGUGAAGGAUCUGGAGACCAUCCCGUUCAUUGCCAUGAGGUUGACGCUGGACGGGUUUCUCGUGCAAAUCUCUGCGUCGUGCAUGGAGAUUUUUGGAUUUACCCCGCUUGAGAUGCUUGACAAGUGGGCCUACUGCUUCAUUCACACGGAGGACAUUGUCUUUAGCACGCAGGUUCAUGCCCGGGUGCUUGAGGGUAGCGACGUGACCGGGUAUCACGUGCGACUCAUGCACCGCAACGGAAAUUACGUCGUGCUGGAAGGGCGAACUUGGAUGGUUCGCAAUCCCGAAACCGGCGAAGGGCGAUAUCUGAUUUCUCUUCUCCUUCCUCACCCUCGGCUGACCAACCGCGACACCAACACAUUCGUCGACAUUUCCGACCGGCCACGCUGGGGUAGUAGAUCAAUAGAGCAAUAAUCUUGCGAUCAGUCGUUGGGUCGGUUUUGAGUUUGCGUUUCUUUCUGUGUUUGACGAACGAUCUGAGGUUAUGCGCUGCAAAAGAUUACGAAAUAAGAUUUUGAUCCUGUAGCCA
Molecule: messenger RNA, 3162 nt
Organism: Capsaspora owczarzaki ATCC 30864
Lineage: Eukaryota; Filasterea; Ministeriida; Capsasporidae
Exons: 1
Coding region: 120-3047 (975 amino acids)
Biological process (GO): regulation of cell cycle phase transition; regulation of DNA-templated transcription; positive regulation of nuclear cell cycle DNA replication
Cellular component (GO): nucleus; Dbf4-dependent protein kinase complex
Molecular function (GO): zinc ion binding; protein serine/threonine kinase activator activity; protein binding
Source: RefSeq, a predicted model, not a curated record